This is a messenger RNA of Ooceraea biroi (clonal raider ant), 3131 nucleotides long. It is a transcript of the gene Atg7, whose product is annotated as Autophagy-related 7. Lineage: Eukaryota; Metazoa; Arthropoda; Insecta; Hymenoptera; Formicidae. Gene Ontology annotation, cellular component: cytoplasm; phagophore assembly site. Gene Ontology annotation, molecular function: Atg12 activating enzyme activity; Atg8 activating enzyme activity. Gene Ontology annotation, biological process: cellular response to nitrogen starvation; C-terminal protein lipidation; autophagy of mitochondrion. The record is from RefSeq and is a predicted model, not a curated record.
UUGGUCAUUCCAGUUGAACUACAUGUUACACUUUCUGCACUUAAACCGAAGAUAGAUGUAGGAUAAGAUGUUUCCAUACAAUCGUAGCGAACGGUGUUUCAUACAAAGAUAAUUGUUUCGUAUAAAGAUAAAAGAAAGUUUCGUAAUCUAUAAUCGUAAUAAAUAAAAAUAGUCGAGAUCCGAAAAUACAUCUGCACGUUUACACGUUUACAUUGUUAUGAAAGUGUACGAUUCGCUAUAAAAAUCUCCGGCUAUUUUGUUGAAAAUAUUUAGGUCGAGUAAAACGAUAGGCGUUGAGGAUGUCCGAAACGGUGAAGUUUACAAAAUUGAAAACAACGACGAAUCCAACAUUUUGGGCAAAGUUUGCGGAACUGAAAAUAGAUAAGCUGAAACUUGAUGAGAAAUCCAAGAUACAUCUAUGGGGAAGUUUCUCUCUGCAACCGAUGAAUGAAGGAAGGAUCAAUCCAUUAGUACUCGAUUGCACGUCAUUUAAUGAAGAUGCAGAGACAACUUCUCAUAACGCAGGAGUCGCAUGUUCCGGAUAUAUGAUCAACACAAAUACGUACGAAGCAUUCAGGCAGAUAAAUCCUGAGACAUUUAUCGAUACCAUGGGCAAAUGCGUUAUUGACAGUAUCAUAGAUGGUACAGCUUUAAAAGAGUCUUGGCGUCUCUCAGUAUUCCUAGUGUUUGCGUAUUCCGACCUCAAGAAGUAUCGAUUUCACUAUUGGGCGGCCCAUCCAACCUCUUUCUGCUUGCCGGAGAUCCGUGUGGCUCAAUCACCGAGAUAUGCAUCUGGCGAAUUUACGACUAGCCAAGUGGACAAAUUGCGUGCGAGCUUUCUUCAGCUGGAUGCCAGAUCGAGGAACUUCUUCGCGGUUUUCGUAUCCGGAAAAGACGACUUAAAUGUUGGUAAUUUGUUGAGGGGUGUGGAGCAUGCAAAAUUGAGUGUUGAUGACAAAGGAGAUUCGGAACAGACAAAGGCCGAGGUAUACUUUGCAUUCUAUGAUCCUUGCACAAGUGCAGAACCUGGAUGGCCCCUGCGCAAUCUGUUGUGCCUCUUGUUGUGGCACUGCCCCGCGUAUUGCUUCACGCACGACAUCAAAGUCCUGUCUGUAAGGAGUGAUAAAGUACAAAAUGCAGUUGUAUUCACACUUAAAUUAAAGGGAGACGCCGACGUGAUAGCCGUGAGGAGAAACAUUUCUGAGGGUCACUUGGUAGGUUGGGAGGCCAACGCCAAUGGCAAGAUGGGUCCUAACAUUGCUGAUUUGUCCAAUACCAUGGAUCCUGCUAAGCUGUCAGAUAGAGCGAUCAACUUAAAUCUAAAACUGAUGAAGUGGCGCCUCGUGCCUGACCUAGAUCUGGAAAAGAUCAGUGGCCUGCGCUGUCUGCUGCUGGGUGCCGGUACGUUAGGCUGCUCCGUGGCGAGGGCGCUCCUUGGCUGGGGAGUUAGCAGCAUGACACUCGUAGACAACUCUACUGUCUCCCACAGUAAUACGGUGCGCCAGAGCCUGUACACGCACGAAGACGCGGUGCAACGUCGGCACAAAGUCCACGCCGCGAAAGAUGCUUUGCUUAGAAUACGACCAAACAUGAAUGUGGAAGGCGUAGUGUUGCAUAUUCCCAUGCCUGGCCACGUGGUCGGUCAAAGCAUGAUGCAAGCGACGAAGGAAGCUGUGAGCAAAUUAGAGGAACUCGUCGACAAUCACGAUAUAGCGUUCUUGCUUCUGGACUCGAGGGAAGCUCGAUGGCUGCCUACUCUUUUGUGCGCUGCGAUGAACAAGAUAGCCGUUAACGCCGCUCUGGGCUUUGACUCGUACACGGUACAGCGACAUGGCACGCGCGACCUUUCGGAUCCCUCCUCCCCGAAUUUAACGGAACAGAAUCCCCUGGGGCAGGAUCUUGGCUGUUACUUUUGUAACGACGUGACGCAACCCGGAAACUCGCAGGUGGACAGAACGCUCGAUCAACAGUGUACCGUCAGUCGGCCGGGUCUGUCGCAAAUCGCCGCGGGUUUGGCGGUCGAAUUACUCGUGGCGAUAACGCAACAUCCACGAGGAAUUUCGGCCAGAGCGCUCAUGAGCAACGACUGUGGCGAUUACUCGGGCAACAGCGAUAGCCCGGUAGGGUUACUGGGCGGUGUACCUCACACGAUACGGGGCUCGCUUUGGAGCCAUGAGAUGAAACUGACCGUCACGCAUAGAUUCCCAUUCUGCACGGCUUGUUCAUUGUCCCUGAUCAGAGAGUAUCAGCGACGGGGCUUCGAUUUUAUACUCGACGCUUGUAAUGUGCCAAGUUAUCUCGAAAAAUUAUCGGGACUCGAGGAAGUACUGAACAGACCGGACCUCGAAGAACUGUGUUACGAAAUGGAUACUUCCAGCGAGGACGAGGACGCGCUAAAAGCAGCAACAUGAAAAAUGAAGACAUAAUUGUAAAUUUUAUACCAAGUACGUGAAUUUUAAUGUUAACUAUUUGAAUCGUUUGCACAUAAAAAUCGUAUAUGAUAUUUUUUAUAGGAUAAAAGAAAGAUUUAAAAGAAUGAUUUUAUCAAAGCAUACGUCCUGUAGAAUCAAAAGCUUUAAGUGUAAAAAUAUAUUAACGUGCAAGAGAGACAUUUUGAAUAAAGAUAAUCAUUGCAUUUCUGCUUCUCCAGUCACGCAGUUUACUUGAAAUUGACACGGUACGCCUGUGAUGCAUGGUUUUAUUAUUAAUAUUAGUUUAUAUUACAUGUAUUGAAUGUUGUAAUUUUUAUACUGUAUCAUAAAUACAUUUUCAUGUCUAUACAAGUCCAUACGUGCAUGUACAUCGUACUACUUUCAAGUAGUUAAUAAAUUUUUUUAUCUAUAAUAAUUAAGGAUUUGUAUACACGAUCUAAUUUAAAUGUGAUAAUGAUAAUAUAAGAUGUGCAAUUGUAGAAUACAAUGCGCGAUUCUCGCUCUGAAUAAUGUUGGCACUGCUGUAAUAUUUUUAAUCGAUAUUGUUUAAUUUAUUUGUAUGUACUUAAGGCACAUUCAUAGAUUUUUCAUGUAUUUAUAUAGUGGUUACUAGAAAAGAGUACCUGCGAGCUCCUCAUUUUAAAAGUAACGUACCUGUGUCAAUAUUAAAAGUAUACGGCUAAAUAAAUGUAUUGCACA